Molecule: messenger RNA, 3997 nt
Organism: Ceratitis capitata (Mediterranean fruit fly)
Lineage: Eukaryota; Metazoa; Arthropoda; Insecta; Diptera; Tephritidae
Gene: Rcd1
Product: KAT8 regulatory NSL complex subunit 3
Exons: 10
Coding region: 541-3894 (1117 amino acids)
Biological process (GO): positive regulation of transcription by RNA polymerase II
Cellular component (GO): NSL complex
Source: RefSeq, a predicted model, not a curated record
UUCAAUAAUCGGUGAGAAAUUUUGACUACCGAUUUCGAUAGUGGUUUUAAGAAAAACGCGUUUAAAGUGUCAAGUGUUCAAGCCAUGACAACCACGCUGUUUAGGGUGAAUAAAAUGCUUUGGCCAUAAGCAUCACCUGCAAUUUUUUUUAUGUCUGGUAGCAUCGUAAACUCACCAUGCAUCAAGAAAUAGUCAACAUGAGUGCAGCACCAAAGGGCUGUGUAUAAUGUUUGGGAAUUGCCGAAAAAAUAUGUGUUGUUUUGAUUUAAAAAUUUAACGUAAAUUUAUUGGAAGUCCACUGCAACGAGUUACUUAAUCUGCAGGACAGCAGAGUUUUGAAUUCAGCCAGGUGUCAUGACAUUAGUGGUUUUUGACAUUGAAUGUGUUGUCUUUUUGGUUGUCAAAAUUGCGGCAGAAUCGUGGAUCUUGCGGUCGCACUGUGCACAUUGAGAUAAUUAUAUGUUUAUUUCAUUAAUUUAUUUAAUACUGUGCAAAAUUGGACAAACUAUUGUUGAUAGCUAAACCAAAAAGCCGUGAGUGAUGAUGACUUCUUAUAUGAAACUAUUUGAAGACUUUUUGCAACGGAAGGAAUGUGAUGGAACUCGCUCGGUACCUACUGCGUCGGAAGACGAGGAAAUAGAGCAGCAAAAUACUUCCCUAGAAUCCUCUGAAAUUAGUAUUGGAUGUGGCAAUAAAAUGGAGCACAGCUAUACGCGAGAUAAUAACCGAGCAGGGGGAAGUGUUAGCACGGGCUUAUCACCAGCCCGUACGAUACUAGUGCGACGUACACCACAAUGCCCUUCUUGUCAUACCCAUCCUCUUGAAGAGCAGGAUUUUGAUGAUUGCAAUCAGGUCAACGUACCCUCAUACAAUGAAAUUUCAGCAAAAGAAGCUAUGAAUGAGUGUUCGCGAAUUGCCAAAUAUGUAAAGAACAAUAACUCCGACGACGACAACUGGGAAUCACGCAUUAAUCAAAUCGGUUGGAGCAACAUGCAAAAGACUCUUUUCAAAAAAGUCGUAAAUCUAUUGGACAAUGAUCAAUUGGGACGAUUAGCUAAUGUUAAUCGCCAAAAUGAAGCAAUGCAACGGCGUGUUAUUGUAGAUAAGUCUGCUAGCCGUAUGCGUAAAGCCUUGGCAUCUGUAGCAUGGGAUUCGCGUCUAACACAAUGGCUACAUUGCCUUUUAAUGGAUUCAUUACCAUCAACAUAUAUGGCUUCUUAUUUGGAUAUUUUGCAAACAUUGAAAUCAAAACUACCAACACUAAUGGAUAAAAUGUUAUUUGGGCGACCAUUAAAUGUCAGCCAAGAACUCUUGGCGCCUGUAAUGAAAAAUAAAUGGGAACCAAUUAUUAAUACUAAGAUCCGUAAACUAACACAUAAUGCUGUAAUUGUUUCUCUACCGUCUGUACCCACGAGCGGGCCGGUACCGAAUCGACUACAAAAAUGGUAUCACCAAUUGGCUAGCAUUACACAAAUUGUACAAAUAACACUUCCUUCAAAUGUCAGUCAAAUCGUGCGCCAGCCAUUGGAACAAGUGGCAGAACAAAUAGUAUCGCUUACACGUGUAAAAAUACAAGAACUACGAAAUGAAAAUGCACAACGUAGCAUUAUAUUGAUCGGAUUUAACGCUGGCGCUGCCCUGGCUUUGCAAGUGGCUAUGUCAGAGAAUGUAGCGGGUGUAAUUUGCAUGGGUUUUGCUUAUAAUACCUUUAACGGUGUACGUGGAAAUCCAGAUGAUCGCUUGUUAGACAUAAAGAUGCCCAUUCUCUUUGUAAUUGGCCAAAAUUCCGCAAAAACAAGCACCGAAGAACUGGAAUCAUUGCGUGAAAAAAUGCAAUCUGAGACAUCAUUAGUCGUUGUUGGUAGCGCUGAUGAUGUAUUGCGAGUGCCUAAGAGUCGAAGAAAGUUGGAUAAUGUUACUCAAUCGAUGGUAGAUGCUAUGGUUGUGGAUGAAGUUUACGAGUUUGUAAAGCGGAUUCUCACUAAUCCGCCCGGACCACGUGUACCGACCGCUAUAACAAGUCUUACACAUGCUAAACAUGGACGAAACGUAAUUGUUAAUAACGCUGGUGGUGGCGUUAAUACGGAAACUGGAGCCAAGGGUAUUCCUGGGCAAAGAAAGCGUAAGAACGAUGGAUCGACAGCCGACCAAGAGACCCCGGUGAAAAGUAAAUAUGCUAAUUCAACAAAACCAAGAAAAGUAAAAUUUCCCGAUCCAUUCCAAGUGAAGCGAAAGGUGGGCCGUCCACGCACUCGUCCCUUGAUCACCUCUACGCCGGCUAAGGCAGCCCAGACUGGCGUCACUAUAAAAGCCACGCAGCAGCAACAACAAAAGACACAGCUUUCACACGGCUCUUCUAUCACAAACGAAGAUCUCAACAUGGCCAUACAAUCAAUUUUAGGUGAAGGUAACGAAUUGGAUUCCUCGGCUUUGAAUUCGAGUAACGAGAGCCCGCAAAGUUCGCAAAAACUUGUGACGAAUUAUGAAAUUUUGGCACCUUCCAAAUCGACAUCCAUAAAAACAGCUUUAAUAAAUCCACUGCAAAAGGGUACACUCCCAGCUGGUGCUAAAAUAAAAAUGAUACCUUCCAAUCAAUUUGUGCAAUUGAAGCCACCUUUGCAAUCACAAUCGAAAAUUUACACAAUAAAGACCGCAUCUAUGCAGCAGAGCAGCAUUACCAGCAAUACAUCAAUUGGAAGCAUAGUAUCAACAUCACCAGCCUGCAGUACUGCCUCAAAUCAUCAACAACAAAUUUUCACGCUGAAAUCGCCAAACGGACAGACGACCCAAUUCGUUACAGCUGCACCUCCGGGUACGGCUCAACCAAAAUACACGGUUGUUAAAAAUGCCGCUGGUGGCACCACCCUGCAAUUGAGUGGCGUAAAGAACACAAGUACAGCGAACGCUUCAAGCAUGGAUUUAUCAAACAUUAUAGAUAUGCCCAUAGUGUUUGCUGAUAAUGAUGGCAACCUCUCAGAUUCUGUAUCAGUGCCAGCUACAACGACUAAGCCAGCGAAUACAUCCAGUGUUGGUCAACUUAUUAUAAGCCAAAAAAUCAUUAAAGAGGCGACAGCCACAUCGAGCAACACAUCCGGUAUUGCUACCACAUCGCCUAAGGCUGCUGCUGGCACAUACAUAAUUAAUAAAACUAUUGGUAGUCCAGGCUUGCAACAAACAUCUCAAACAGCAGGCAAUAAACAGAAAAAAGUGGUUUUUAUUAAUCGCACAACCAUGAAGCCUUGUCCGAAUAUCAUUUCGCGUUCAAAUAUUACACAGCAAAUGCCCAAGUACGCCAAAGUGGUUGUAACAAAUCCCAAGACUUCUGCUACGACUCUCGUGCCACGCCCAGCAACACAGCUCUCAACGACACAAAUUCCCGUGGUUGCGGCCAGCGGUAACUCGCCAAUUGUAUCGUCUGUUAAGCAGCUAAACUUGCAGGCACUGAAAUCGCCAGUGAGUAUUGGUACUCGUCCGACUUCAGGUAUUUUAAAUGUCUCCACCAAGUCUCUACCGCAAGUGCAAAUUAUUGGCACAACGGGUGGGGCAUCAAAUUCGGGUAACUCAUCGGCCGGCGGUACACAAAUUCGAAAUAUUGUUGUAAAGCCCGGUGGCUUGAAGCAGCUUCCUACGCUGAACUCGCAUGUAUUCAAUCGCAAUUUGACAGUGCGCAAGCUGGUGAAUUACGUAGGUGGUACAAACGCUGGCAGUGCAUUGGCCAGCUCACCUGGAGUAACCAUUGUGGCACAGACCGCUGCUUCAGCACAGGACGUUAGUCAGAGUAAUGCCUUAACUACGGCAUCGACUAUACAAACUUCACCAAAAGUCAUAACCUUAAAUCCGAUCAAUCCUUCAUCUGGAAGCAGCGGCACGAGCGCGCAAUCAAAGAAGGACUGAACGAACUUUACAUAACUCAAGCGUUCACUUUUGUACAUUUAGCAUUAAACCUUGUUUUUAAUUUAAAAUAUUUCAUUUAUUAAUUAAAUUAAUUUGGUAGUUC